Dentiscutata erythropus is the source of this 422-nucleotide messenger RNA. The record is from the annotation of a GenBank genome assembly. Lineage: Eukaryota; Fungi; Glomeromycota; Glomeromycetes; Diversisporales; Gigasporaceae.
AUGGAAAUAUUAGAUCAAGCCAAUCUCCUUGGCACUGUUUCCAAUUUGCCGUUAACUGAUCCCAAGGAGGCCUCCCAAUCAACUGGAAUUUUACCUUUGAUAGGCGAAACAUUCGUCCUAUCUUCACCAUCUAUACGGAUACCACCUAUACGGAUGGAAGGGAUCGAGGAUACGGCAACCCAACAAGUCAAAAGUAAUUUGAGGUAUGCCAAAUGUUCUGAAGAUCUUUCUUCAUGUCUCCCACCUAUAGGCUUUCUUCGGUUCUCUCCUCAACUUCAAGGUCUCUCGAAACCACUCAUAUACUUAACUUGCAAACAUAUCAUCCAUUACAAUUGUAUCGAUAAUCCACAAAAACUGUGUCCUAUAUGUCCACCAACUGAUAUGAAAAUUGAUGAUGGUGUUAUAGUAACUGUUACCCAAGA